This is a messenger RNA of Ricinus communis (castor bean), 2180 nucleotides long. Its product is annotated as lectin 7. Gene Ontology annotation, molecular function: carbohydrate binding. The transcript has a single exon. The record is from RefSeq and is a predicted model, not a curated record. NCBI's taxonomy places the organism in Eukaryota, Viridiplantae, Streptophyta, Magnoliopsida, Malpighiales, Euphorbiaceae. Bases 1189 to 1974 code for a protein of 261 amino acids.
AUUAUUAAUUAAAUUUUAAGAAUAUAAAAUUAAAUAUAGAAGAAUGGAAAUAAAAAAUAACGGCCCAUCAGACAUAGCAAACACAAAAGAAAAAGAAAAAAGAACAAAAAGAAAAGGAAACCUGAAAAUCUUAUAAAGAUGGCCACACCAAAACAGAACAGAAACCAGACGAAGACAAAAGAACUGGUUUUCUAUGACCUGAUAAGAAGCAAUUACACCACAUAUACAUACUACAGAAAAGCAACAGCAGAGGUAAAAGAAACUUAUAAAAUUAAACUUAACUCAUCUAACAAAAUUCAAUUAUAUAAAACAAAUAAUUAUGAUAAUUGCUAUAAAAUCUAAAUAUUAAAAUUUAUAAAAUGACAUCAAUGCAGAAGAGCCGAUUCAUUUGCUCGUUGACCAUAAGGCUAUUCACCUCAAGAAAAAUGUUCUUAAAUAUUGGGUUAAGUAUUGAAAUCUUCUGUAACAUUUGAAUUCUGUUAUCUUGUGAAGUAAUAGGAUUUUAAAACAUAAAAUAAAAUGAGAAGAUAAAAAAGUAAUUCAUUUACUCCUAAAAUAUGAAAAUAUUAAAAAGGGGUAAUUCUGAAAAUAUUGAUGUUAAAAAAAUAAAAAAAAAAUAAAAAGAAAAAGGAAGAUACAGGAUUCCAAUUUUCAUUCCAUUGCAUACCAAACAAAUUCCUUGGAAUUGUAAGUCAUCUUGUUGUGGAAAUGCUACUCCAUUUUCCGAUUCUUGGUGUAACGAAUAUGCUGUAAAUAACAAAAAUCAUGUCAGGAAAUUAGCUUAUGAUUAUUAGGGUAUUUGUCUUGUACGUACCAUACAGAAUGUCAUCAAAUUUCCAACUAAUGUACGUAUAUCAACAGAAAUCUAACAACUCUCACCACAAGCACAAAUAUGAAAAAGAUGGAACACCUCUUGCUUAUGCUAACAGAACUGUAAAAUAAUUCUUUGCUUUUACCUUUCUGUUUUCUAUUCUUUUAUGUCUGCAUCUCGCGGUUGCCAAGCAUAGACAGUCUCAGCCAGCACAGCAGCCGGCAGAGAAUAAUACCUCGUAAAUUCAGAAUUAACAAAGAGAAAUCUGUCAUUAAUUACAGGCUUGUAUAAGACAUCUUCCUCCUAUAUAUAUUUAUUAUGUUUCCCAUUCUGUUCAUUCAAUCCUUCCACCUUGAUCUCCCUCCUCUUAAUUAACAAUGGCGCUACCUGCAACCUUUUUUUGCAUCAUGUUACUACUAGUAAUUCCUUCUGCACACUCAGUUUCUUUCACCUUCAAUACGUUCUACCCAAACAUGGGAGGAAUAUCUUUCCAAGGCGAUGCGUUCACAUCUAGUGGGGUUCUCCAACUUACAAGAAAUCAGAUAGACAGUAAUCUUACUUACAGUGCUGGUCGUGUUUCCUAUAUUCAACCUGUGCAAAUAUGGGACUCUCAGACAGGAAAACUUACAGACUUUACUUCUCACUUCUCUUUCAUUGUAAAAGAUGUCAAACAUGGCUCAACAUCUUAUGGUGAUGGGAUAACAUUUUUCCUUGCACCAGUUGAUUCUGAAAUCCCUCCUGGAGCAACUGGCGGGUAUCUUGCAUUGUUUAGUCCUGAUACGGCUAUCAAUGGCUCACAGCAGAAUCAAGUUGUUGCAGUCGAAUUCGACUCUUAUCAGAAUCCUUGGGAUCCAACUUUUGAUCACGUAGGGAUCAAUGUUAACUCCAUUUCCUCUGUGGCAAAUGCUCCAUGGAGAAGUGAUAUUCUUAAUGGAGGAAUUGUAAAUGCAUGGGUGAAUUAUGACUCCAAUGCCAAGAACUUGAGUGUUUUCGUGUCUGAUACCCAACAAAACCCAGCCUUCAGAGGGACUUACAGCCUUUCAUAUACUGUUGAUCUGAGAGAAGUGUUGCCUGAAUGGGUUAGAAUUGGUUUCUCUGCUGCAACUGGCGCAGCAGUUGAAAUAAAUAACAUUCUUUCUUGGGAAUUUUAUUCUAGCUUGUAAGAUAAAUGAUGGGAAAGAUAAAAUAAAGAAAUGAAAUGAUAUAAAAUAAAUAAGAAUGAAAAUAAAGUUAAAGGGUGGCUGAUAACCUAGAGAAUUAUGAAAAAUUCUUAGCUCAAUCAGGUCAGUGAAAUGGAUGGCUGUCUUGUGGCUGUUGUCGUAUUAAUAAAAAAAAAAAUUAAUAUAAUGAAAAUCCAAAGCUGAUUUUG